Molecule: messenger RNA, 837 nt
Organism: Chaetura pelagica (chimney swift)
Lineage: Eukaryota; Metazoa; Chordata; Aves; Apodiformes; Apodidae
Product: G2/M phase-specific E3 ubiquitin-protein ligase-like
Exons: 7
Coding region: 1-837 (278 amino acids)
Cellular component (GO): nucleus
Source: RefSeq, a predicted model, not a curated record
AUGUCCGUGAGCAUGGAGAAAGGAUGCAUGCUCUGUCACCGGGCAGAGGAUGACCCAGUUAGGUGUGCAAACAGGGUGGAGCAUAGAGGCAUCGUGGUCCAUGGCUUUUGCCUGCUUUUUGCCAAUGACCUCUAUAAGAAGGGGGUAAAGGUAUCUAAAUGGACAGGAUUUCGCACCACAGAUAUUCACCGGACAAUUGAGCAAGCAGCACAGAAGCACUGCUUCAUCUGUGGCAAGAGCGGGGCCUCCAUCACCUGCCAGGAGUUGGGCUGCAACCGCAGCUUCCACCUGCCCUGUUCCGUGGAGGGUGAGUGCAUCACCCAGUUCUUCCACCCAUACAGGGCCUUCUGCUGGGAGCACCGCCCGCAGCAGGCAGUGCAGGCAGACCCAGGGGACACCAGCAGCUGCCUCAUCUGCCUCGAUCUUGUGAGGGACAGACAGUCCUACAGAACCCUGGUGUGCCCAGUGUGCAAACAUGCCUGGUUCCACAGGGACUGUAUCCAGGGACAGGCUAUGAGUGAUGGUUUUAUGCGUUUCCAGUGCCCGCUCUGCAGAGAUAAAGUUCUAUUUCGCCAGGAAAUGCACACCAUGGGGAUCCGAAUCCCCAGGAGCCUCCAGCGUCACCUCAGGGCUCAGGGGCCACAGCUCCCGCAGCCCAGUGGCACCAGGGGCCUCCUGCAGCUCUCCUGCCCAGGAGGGCAACAGCCACUCCAGCCCCCUGGGGCCCCUGAGGCUGCGGGAACGCAGCCGCUUGCAGCAUCAGGCCCCAAAUCCAUACGGCCAGCCCAGAGGACGCAGGACCUGAUGUGUGCCACCACCACCAAGUGCUGGCCCUGA